Thlaspi arvense is the source of this 1584-nucleotide messenger RNA. The record is from the annotation of a GenBank genome assembly. Lineage: Eukaryota; Viridiplantae; Streptophyta; Magnoliopsida; Brassicales; Brassicaceae.
AUGGAGCAAAACCCUAAAACCCAGAGGAAAUGGCGGUUCACAUGGGAAGCUCAGUCUCAUUCUCCGAACCUUCGUCUUUUUCUUUUCGAUUCAAGCACUAACCCUAAGAUCCAUUUCAAGAGCCUCGAUGUAUCUAUCAUCCUUGGCAAAUCUCAGCUUCUCGUCACAUGGAUCGAUGAAGCCACGAGUGGAGAAAACGGAAGAAGAGAAGAGGAUGUUUCUCUUCGUGUUCCAGUUCCUAGGGUUUUGAUCGAUGCUGAAUCCCCUGUGAAUUUCAGAGCUCUGGACGAUCACAUCGAGGUUAGGCUUGUUCUGUUACUCCCUGUCGACCAUCCUCUAGUCUCCGAUUUGAAUUUGGCGACUGAUUCUCUCGGAGAUAGAGAAGAAUCGGCGCCGUUAGUGAUGGAUUAUGAUCUGAAGACUCUAACUUCAAUGGGAGGAGUUCAUCUACAGUGCAGAAACUGCUCAGCUAGGUUAACAAAGAAAGCCCUUUUCGAUUUCUCAGAGAUGCCGUCUAUUAACUGGCGAGAAUCAGCUGAUAACUGGUUUGGUAAUUGCUGUUGUGCAUUUGGAUCGAUUAGUGAGAAGAUGGUAGCAAAGUACACAAACUCUUAUACAUGCUCUAGUGGGUUUUGUUUGCUUAGUGCUACAACUGUUUUGCUUAGCAAGGACGAUCUCAUAGAGUGUAUCUCGUCUGAUAAAACUGGAAUUGAAAACCAGUUUGAGUCUGGUUUAGAUCUGAGCUGUGAUCAUGGUGGAGUUGAAUCAGGAUCUAGAGGAAGUGAAGGAAAUGGUGACAGCCAUGAGAAUGGAGGUGAGAGUAGUAUUAUUCAUGGACUUGCUUGUGGUCAAGUGGAUGAUGAUGACUCGAUGCUGCUGCGUUGUGAAGUCAAGCCAUCAAUGCCUGAUUGUUGUGUUCAUGACUCUGAUGAAAGUUUUCAGUUUGAGCAGCAGCAACUUACACUUGAUAAGAAGUUUCUUCUCGAUGGGUUUCUCGAGGAUGUUUUUAUGGCGAAAGCUUCGAAUGUAUCAAAGAAUGUCGACUGGAUCGAAUUCGCUUGCCCUGAGUGUUCAUCUCCUCUUGGAGCCUAUCCUUCUGGCGGCGGGAGAAGCGUUGAACCCAUAGACGGUGGAGUUAGACUCUUCAAGUGCUAUAUCUCCACAUCAUCGGCGGCAAUUUGUGAAUCCUCUGAUGUAUUCAGGAAAUACACAUUGGAAAAAAUGUUUACAAAUCAGCUUGUGGAAUGUGCCAAAGAAGAGUUAUCGUUUCAUGUGUUGGUCAAAGAUUUGACAACGAAAUCGCCUCUGUUCCGGAUCGUUGUCCUGAAUCCAAGCUCUUGGUCCUCGACUGGUCUUUGCUCGAGCCGAGAUGAAGCAGGUUCUUCCACGUUAGAGCUAAGCCCUAUUGUGAAGGUUCUGUUUUCAGAUUGCAGCAGCUCACUGGUGAAGAAGAUUGAUGAAGAAGUUUACAUUUUGAAGGGACAAGGGGAGGAGUUGAUAGAGUUGCUCACAAAUGCGAGCAAAUUUCUUCCAUCUUCAUGUGCAUAUCUUCAGGGCUCACUUGUCUCAUCCAUGCAUCUCUGA